AUGCCGCCGGCUAUUGUUUGCUGUCCGUCUGUCCCCUCAUCUGGCGAUUGUGAUGCCUUGUUCGUCCCUUCCACCAGGUGGAUUGGCAACUUCUCUCGGCUGCAGCAGCUGCAUACGCUGCUGCCCUACGUCCCUGUCUCGAACCCUAAGCUCAGUCCCUCCACUUACGAGGGCGUGCUAGUGGAACUGCUUGUUUCCCCGCACUCCUUGUACCACCGCCAGCUGCCGCCCACAUUAGCCCGCUGGCCGCCUGCCCUCUACAACCUGGGCGCCGUCAUUGUUGCCGCGGAGAAGCGCCUGCUGCAGCAUGGCAGUGCCAUCCAGCUGCAGCUCCUGGCGGGUCUCUAUGUGCGCAACAGGGAUUUCAUCGAGGCUCUCGAUGUCUAUCUGCGGAUUCUGGUGGCACAGCACAGGGCACACCACAGUAACUCGAGUGCUGCUGCUGGCCUAACAGAUUCCCACGGGCGCAUGGCUAAUCUUGCUCAGGCUCCUGCUGCUUCUGCUGAUGUGAAUGGGGAUUCUCAAGGGCGAGUGACAAGCCAUGCUGACGUGGAUGGAGAACAGUUGCAUUCACCAGUGAAAUCACCUGUUAACGGCAAUAUAGCAGGCAAAGACGCAGCAGGCAGUGAGACAUCUCACAAAGACGGCAUCAAUAGAAGGGCUGCCUGUCCAUCCUCGGAAGACCACCGCCGAUACCCAGCGCAAGAAUCAAAUGUCUCAUUCCCUAACGAGUCACUAACAAGUGCAAAAUGGCCAGGGCCGGAUUUGUUUGAGUUUAUUCGCGAGCACCGGCUCGUGCGCCACCUCCUCUCUGCCGCCCCCCACCACCACCACCGCCUCCCCUCCCUCUUCCUCAUCCACCCACACCGCGCCGCCGCCCUCCUCGCCGACCACAUCGCCGUCGCGCCGCCUGAAACCGUCGUCCGCCAGCUGCUGGGCGUCGAUUCGCCGGCCAUGCUGGGGCCGCCCGAGCCGGUUGCUGCGCGCCAGCUGUCGCCGCGCGGUUCGGCGACGCUGGUGGACGGAGCAGUAAAUGGGGCUGGUGAUGGGGAAGGGAGUGAAGUGGUGCUGACGGGGAGAGAGAGGCGCAUGGCGCUGCACUGCUACCUGCAUGAGGUGUUCGAGCGAAUGCCAGAGGUGGCAUCAACGUUUCAUCCCAUGCAGGUUGAGCUGUAUGCAGACUUCGACCGCCGCCUGCUGCUGCCCUUUCUGCAGUCAUCCGACUACUACCCCCUGCAAGAUGUGAGUGACUGCAAGUUGGGCCUGGUGGAAGAGCAGGUGUUUCUGCUCACCCGCAUGGGGGAUUACAAAGAAGCGCUAUCACUCCUGCUGGACCGACUCAAGGACGUGAACCGGGUGGCAGCACUCAUGGAGCAAGCAUCAGACAUCUUCUCUCCCAAGCAGCUGCUUGCUGGAGUCGCACCAAACACUUACCUAAAAGAGUUGCGGCAGCAUCUGCUGGCAGUGCUGGCAGCGUCAGCAACAGAGGUGUCCCUUCGUCAGGGCUGCAUUGCUCUCUUGCAAUCCGAGUGCAUCGACCUCCUCUGCCUCUUCAUCCUCCAAUCGCAGUUCGCUGCCCGCUUCUCCUCCUCCUCCUCCACUGCACCACCCCACCUCCCCCUUCUCCCACUGCCAUCUUCCACUAUGACAGCAGCAACCAGCACUCUGCUCUCUCCAUAUGCUUCCCCUCAGGCCACCUCUGGGUUCUUUCCUGGUGGAGCUGCUGGGACUUCCCUACUCAGUCUGUACUCCCGCAAGCCGUUUCGAAGGAAGACAUUUAUCGGAACGUCUGCUGGCAAGGGUAACGAGGGUGAUGAGAGUGAUCUGGUGGGGAGGGCUGGACAGGAGGAGGGAAAGCAGGCAACUGGGGAGAGGGAGGAGAGGGAGAGGAGGAGGAAGGAGAAAGAGGAGGCGAGAGCUGUGGCUUUGGCGUUUCGACAGCUGGAGAUGGGGGAAGUUGGUGAGUAUGGAGGGAUGGAAGGAAGAGGAGGAUUGGAGGGGAGAGAUGGGAGAAGAGGAGGAGGUGGUGAGAGAUCGAAUGGAUUGCCAGGAGCUGUUGGUUCUGACAGUUUUCUUCCCUCCAUAUCUCAAUUAGAGGAAGAGGAAGAGGAUGAGGAUGAGGAGGGAGAGAGUGAUGGGGAGGAAGAGGAGGAUGAGGUUAUGUGGAGUGAGCAGUGGUCGUCUGCCCCACUCUUCCCUGCAUCUGGAGGGCUGAAAAUAGCUACCAUUGCUGUCGAGGCUGGUGAAGGUUACAGGGGUGAUAGCAGAACAGGUGGUAACCAGGUUGACGUGGGGCACGGGGGGGUGGGGGAGAGAGGUAGAGGAGGACUGCUUAGAGCCUGGAGCGAGGUGUUUGAGGGAGAGAGAGGGGGGAUUGUGGGGAGCAAGGACGGGCUGAGACGAGCAGGAAGUGAAAUGCCAAGAGGGAAAGAGGAAGGCAUGGGUGAGUUUGAUGCACAGAGAGGGGGAGUUGUGAGGUUGGAGGGAAGGCAAGAGGUGCAGGGUAACAAGUUGAAGAGGAGGGAGGUUGAGAAACAGGAGCUGCUGGGUGGGGGUCCUCCCCGGUGCUGCCUGUGUCUAGAUGCACUGCAUCUGCACCAGCAGGAAAUUGUGUGUUUUUUCUGCACGCAUGCAUACCAUGUGCCAUGUUUGGAGGUAGCAUUGAAGCUGGGAGGAAGGGGGAGUGGUGGUGAAACAGGAGGGGCUAAGAUGGAAGGGAAUAAUGCACGACUUACUCAGAAGCCUAUGGACAGCACUGAGAAGGCUGGAACCAGAGGUUCAAAUAAAGGUUCGGCAGCAGAACUGAAUAGUGGCCCUGGAAGCAGCUUCUUGGAUCGAAGGCUGGAUAAGCCUAAGGUCAAAUUGGCGGAGCUGGAAGCGGAGUUACUGGAGAUCAAUGCUAACGCUGAGAAGCUUCUACGAAGCCGGAAUGAGCUGAAUGAAUUGCAGCUCGUCCUAGAAAAGAUGGAUGCUGCUGUUCACCAGAGGGAGUUUGAAGAAGCAAGCUCCGGCCGGGAAAUAACCUCUGACACUGCGUUGCUAUUGGAGCAGGAGAUGGUCUCAGAACCUGGCAAGCAGAUGCGUCUUGGAUUCGUUACAGGGCUUGUCCCAAAGGUCAAGGCUGCAACAUUUGAGAGAAUUCUGUUUCGAGCAACUCGUGGGAACAUGUACCUUAAGCAGGAGGAGCUUGACGAGCCAGUAGUGGAUCCUGCAACAGGAGAAGAGGUGGAGAAGGUUGUCUUCGUUGUGUUCUUUGCCGGUGAGCGAGCUCGCACCAAGAUCAUGAAAAUCUGUGAGGCAUUCGGUGCAAAUCGUUACCCGUUUCCAGAGGACCCACAGAAACAAAGGCAAAUGCAUUCUGAGGUGAUUGCACGGUUAUCAGAGUUGCAGACCACCAUUGAUGCAGGCAACAGACACAGAGACAGUUUGCUGAACAACAUAAGCUACCAGAUCGAAAACUGGGCAAGCCUGGUUCGGAGGGAAAAGGCUAUCUACCACAUAUUGAACCAGCUGUCCAUCGAUGUCACUCGCAAGUGCCUUUUGGCUGAGGCAUGGUGUCCCGUGUAUGCAAAGUCAGAGAUUCAAGAUGCUCUUCAUCGUGCAGUGACCAUGAGCAAGGCAGAUGUGGGUACUAUCUUUCAGACGAUUCGGUCUGGCGAGUCCCCUCCAACAUACUUCAAGACCAACAAGUUCACUGGUGCUUUCCAAGGGAUCAUCGAUGCUUACGGCAUGGCACGAUACCGGGAAGCCAACCCUGGGGUUUUCACCAUCAUCACCUUUCCGUUCCUCUUUGCUGUCAUGUUUGGUGACUGGGGUCAUGGCAUCCUGAUGCUCCUUGCAUCCCUUUGGCUUGUCAAGAACGAGAGAAAGUUGGGCUCCCAGAAACUUGGUGACAUCAUGGAGAUGGUUUAUGGAGGCCGCUACCUCAUCCUGCUUAUGUCUAUUUUCUCCAUCUACACUGGCUUCGUUUACAACGAGUUCUUCGCUGUCGCCUUCGAUUUUGCCAUAUUUGGUGGCUCGGCAUACACUUGUCGCACCCCAGACUGCGGUGAUGCAGCCUCUGCUGGUUUAGUGAAGACAGGCAACACGUACCUGUUUGGAGUGGACCCUCGGUGGAAGGGCUCUCGCACAGAGCUGCCCUUCUUGAACUCACUCAAGAUGAAGAUGAGCAUUGUGCUGGGAGUCACUCACAUGUUUCUGGGCCUUGCUCUCAGCCUCUGCAACGCCCUCUUCUUUGACCUGCCACUCAACAUUUGGUACGAGUUCAUCCCACAGGUUCUAUUCUUGGCUUCUUUGUUUGGCUAUCUCUCACUGCUGAUCAUAGUCAAGUGGAUCACAGCCUCCCAAGCUGAUCUCUACCAUGUCAUGAUCUACAUGUUCCUUAACCCCACUGAGCCACUGGGAGAGAACGAGCUCUUUUGGGGGCAAGGAACACUUCAGAUCGUUUUGCUGCUUAUUGCUCUCAUCUCGGUUCCAUGGAUGCUUUUUCCAAAACCUCUGAUUUUACGUGCUGAGCACCUAAAGAAGCGUCAGGGUCGAGCGUACGCAGCACUGAACUCAGACAAUGAACUGUAUGAGAUGGAGGCGUUGCACCCAGGGGAGGAGGGCCAAUUGCACCAUCAUCAUCAUGAGGAGGAGUUUGACUUCGGGGAGGUGAUGGUGCAUCAGAUGAUUCACACAAUUGAGUUUGUGCUGGGCGCCGUCUCCAAUACAGCCUCCUACCUGCGUCUGUGGGCUCUCAGCUUGGCGCAUGCGGAGCUUUCGGCUGUCUUCUUUGAGCGAGUGCUGCUUCCAGCAUUUGAGUCUGGAAACAUCAUCUUCAUUAUCAUUGGCUUCUUUGUUUUUGCAUCAGCAACCGUUGGUGUGCUUCUACUCAUGGAGACUCUCAGUGCCUUCCUCCACGCACUCCGUCUGCACUGGGUCGAGUUCAUGAACAAGUUCUACACUGGCGAUGGAUACAAGUUCCUACCAUUCUCGUUUGAUACAAUCACUGAUGAUGAAGAGUAG
Molecule: messenger RNA, 5007 nt
Organism: Closterium sp. NIES-65
Lineage: Eukaryota; Viridiplantae; Streptophyta; Zygnematophyceae; Desmidiales; Closteriaceae
Source: the annotation of a GenBank genome assembly